ACACAAAUCUGUGAUUUCCCACAUGUUUCAUUUACCUAUUAAAUUUAUUUAAAAUAAAUUAUUAAACAGUCAUUUUAUAAAUUUUAUUCUUAUACGAAAUAAGAAAUGGUUUCAAUAGCAACCAGUGACAAUUUUAUUGCAAUAGCAAAAGGCCUGUAUAUUAAUUAUUAUGAUUUUUCACUCGACAAAUGCAUAGAAAUAACAAGUCAAAAUAAAUCAAAAGAAACUGAUUAUAUUUCUGAUAUAGCAAUUUCUUCAGAUUCAAAGUAUUUAGCUGUAUCAACAUCAGCAUCUAAACAAUUAAUAAUAUAUUCUUUACCACUUGGGGAAAUAUUGAAAAAUAUAGUACUUCCAAGAAGUUCUAGUAAAAUAAGAUUUGCAACUGAUAACCAUCAAAUCUUAAUAGCAGAUAAAAGUGGUGACGUAUUAAUAUUUAAUAUAAAGAUUGAGAGUUCUGGCACUAAACUCUUAGGACAUCUAAGUUUAUUAUUGGAUGUGUUACAAACCUAUGAUGGCAAAUACAUCAUAUCAUGUGACAGAGAUGAAAAAAUAAGGGUUUCAAAUUAUCCUAACACUUAUAACAUUCAAACAUUCUGCCUAGGACAUAAAGAAUUUGUAAAUCACAUUGAAAUUUUGCCCCAUGACAAUAAAUAUUUAACAAGUACAUCUGGCGAUGGAACUAUUAAGUGUUGGGACUAUGUAAAUGGUUUACUUUGCUAUAGCAUUGAUACUUCCUUUGAUGUUAAUGAAACACAUCUACAGGAACAAUUCUGUAAAAUAAUGGAUGAUGAAGGUAUAGAAGUGAAUACAUUACCAAUAGUACAUUAUGCUAUCUGUAAACUCAAUGAAACAAGCAGUUUGCUGGCAGUUGCUGUAUAUACUUAUAAUGUUUUAUUGUUUUAUAGUUUACAAACUAUAAAUGCCAAAUUUAUUCAUAAAUUGGAACAAAAACUUAAAUUACAUAGUUUCCCUGAUGCUGUUAAAUUUCACAAUUCCUCUAUUGUUCUUUAUAAUGAUAGUAAUUCUAAUAUUACAAUAUAUAAUGUUUUAUAUUGUGAUGGUAAGAUAUCACUGGAAUUGUAUAAAACUAUUAAUGUAUUUGAAAAUAAUAUUACCACAAGUGAAGUUAAAGAGAACUUUGAUUUUAUUAAGGUAUUAUAUAAAAGAAAGUUUGACAAUGUACAAGAAUAUCAAGAACGAAAAAGACAAAGAUUGGAAAAAUCUUCACAAUAAAUAUUUUUUUCAUAAAAAUGGAU
Molecule: messenger RNA, 1256 nt
Organism: Galleria mellonella (greater wax moth)
Lineage: Eukaryota; Metazoa; Arthropoda; Insecta; Lepidoptera; Pyralidae
Gene: wuho
Product: tRNA (guanine-N(7)-)-methyltransferase non-catalytic subunit wuho
Exons: 1
Coding region: 106-1233 (375 amino acids)
Biological process (GO): RNA (guanine-N7)-methylation
Cellular component (GO): cytosol; tRNA methyltransferase complex; nucleus
Molecular function (GO): protein binding; tRNA (guanine(46)-N7)-methyltransferase activity
Source: RefSeq, a predicted model, not a curated record